Messenger RNA from Haplochromis burtoni (Burton's mouthbrooder), 10281 nucleotides. RefSeq names its product calcium channel, voltage-dependent, L type, alpha 1C subunit (gene cacna1c). Gene Ontology annotation, biological process: calcium ion import across plasma membrane. The record is from RefSeq and is a predicted model, not a curated record. The transcript has 53 exons. The coding region runs from base 1539 to 8555 and encodes 2338 amino acids. NCBI's taxonomy places the organism in Eukaryota, Metazoa, Chordata, Actinopteri, Cichliformes, Cichlidae. Gene Ontology annotation, molecular function: high voltage-gated calcium channel activity. Gene Ontology annotation, cellular component: membrane; voltage-gated calcium channel complex.
CUGCAGUGGGAGGCUGACUGGUGGAGCCAGAGCCACUUAGUGCUCAGUGUGCUCACAGGGGAUGAGACUAUUCGACAGAGACGGAGAGAGACACGGUGAAAGUCUGACAGCUGGAAAAUGGAGGAAAAAUGAGCAAGAUGAAUGGAAAGAAGUGAAGUGUGUUACAGGGGAGAUCGUUAAGCACAUCAAAAUAGAAACAUGUCAGUGAAUACUAAAAAGAACCUGUGACAUUUCAGACAUUAGACACUCCAUUUGGCCAGCAUGUUGCUCUCUCUCAGUCUCAAAGAAAGGGAGAAGAAGAUAAGAUAAAAGAUGUGCAUGUGCUUUUAAAAUAGAAGACUUCCACACCAACAGGACCUGUAGAAACUAUAUCAACAAGAUAGGAAAGAGAAAAAAAAUGUGAGGGCGAUAGAGCGAUACAGAGAGAGAGCGAGCGAGAGAGCCGAAAAGUGGUUGUGGCCAUAAGGUUACAAAUUCGAGAGGGAGAAAGAGAGAGCUCCACUCGACACUGGAAAUUGAAAGAGAAAGACAGAGGGGUUUUUGAAAUGUAUGCCUUGAGCAAAGUACCAAACCAACUCGACCGGGAACUCCACUGAACGGCCACGUGGGACGACAACUUCAGCAGGACUACAACUUAAGCUUGAGACUGAUAUCAGGAAGAGUGACAGCUUCAAAAACCACCACAGACACAGCCUGUCUGUUACGGUUUGAACAAAAUAUAUUGGAAACCCAGCAAAGCCUGUAAGUGAUUCACAACUGAACCUGUGUGGUCCUUUGAAACCCUCUGCACCUACGAUAUAGCAGCCCAUCAGAAAGCACCAGCCUUUAGAAACUCUUCAACGGGACACUUUAAAAAAAAAAAAAAGUCUUGUGUUUUAUGUUUGAGAAACAACGCUUAAAGUUGACAUUUCAGUUACUCUGUUACUGUGAGACUGUUUACCUUUAGUAGAGUCAUAAAUUCAGACAAAUUUACAAGCAGAAGUAAUGACCAAGAUAAAUUUGGUACACUUUCACUGCAGUAUGAGAUCACCUUUGUGAAGGAAGUUCAUAGUAUCAGUCAUGAGGAAGAGUAAUAACAUCCUUUUUGCCAGCGUUUAGUUUCCUGGAGGUUUUUCAGGAAUUACGUGCUCCUGAAGUAAAGCAAACUGAUGCUGUUGCAUGAGAAGACAUUUCGGGGAAAACUGGAGGAGGAGUAAAUAUUGACAUUCACAGCUAGUAAAGUCUCGUAUACCACUUCUGUUACACCUUCCUCUUGAGACUUAACUACAAGGAUGUUCAAAUUGCUCUUCUGCAUCUGAAACCCUCAUAAUAAAGAACUACUGGGAAACCUGUAUGUGUACAACCUGAUAUUUACACAGCGCCAUCAGUAGAUCUGUGGUCCUAAAGACGAAAAAGGAAGCGGAGCAUCGCGUUUGGCAUCUAUUGGCCAGAUAAGUAAUUACUGGCACUGCUUUUUAAUAUCAGGUCUGAGCAACUUUUACGUUGUGGAGACAGAAAGAGGUAACAUCAUCAUCGGACUGUGAGAACACUGAGAGAUCAUGCUGAGGGGCCUGUUUGAGAGGAAACCUAAACAUGAGAGGCUGCAGGAGGAACCCGAAGUCAGAUUUAGAGGAUUGCUGGUGACAGAGAGAGACCUGGGAUAUCGAUACAUCCCACCUGGAGGCUCCGACUACUCUCCCCCUCCCCCUCUUCCUCGACCUCCUCCACCUGGCCUGACCAAUGAGCACAGUGGUGGCACUAGCCAUGGCGACCAUGGUGGAGGAGGGGGCGGGGUCAACCAUGGAGUGGGCGUGGUUGGUCUGGCUCCAGAGCACAUCCCCACACCGGGGGCAGCCCUGAGCUGGCAGGCAGCGAUCGAUGCCGCGCGGCAGGCGAAGAUGAUGGGUAAUGCCGCAUCGGGUGGAGGGGCGGGGCUUGGGUCCGGAGGGCGAGGGCCCAUCUCCACGGCCAGCUCCACGCAACGGAAGAGACAGCACUAUACCGCUAAACCCAAGAAACAAACCACAACGACAGCCACAAGGCCGCCACGAGCUCUACUCUGCCUCACACUCAAGAAUCCUAUCCGCAGGGCCUGCAUCAGCAUCGUAGAGUGGAAACCAUUUGAGAUCAUCAUCCUGAUGACAAUUUUUGCCAACUGUGUGGCCUUAGCUGUCUACAUCCCCUUUCCUGAGGAUGACUCGAACGCCACCAACUCCAACUUGGAGCGUGUGGAGUAUCUGUUCCUCAUCAUUUUCACGGUGGAGGCGUUCCUGAAGGUAAUAGCCUACGGCCUGCUCUUCCACCCCAACGCCUACCUGAGGAACGGCUGGAAUCUGCUAGACUUCAUCAUUGUAGUUGUAGGGUUAUUCAGUGCAAUCUUGGAGCAGGCCACAAAAGGGGAUGGGGCUACUCCUAUUGGAGGGAAAGCGGCGGGCUUUGAUGUCAAGGCUCUGAGGGCAUUCAGAGUACUCAGACCCCUCAGACUGGUCUCUGGAGUACCGAGUUUACAGGUAGUGUUGAACUCCAUAAUCAAAGCCAUGGUUCCUCUGCUCCAUAUCGCCCUGCUGGUCCUCUUCGUCAUCAUCAUCUAUGCCAUCAUUGGUCUGGAGCUCUUCAUGGGCAAGAUGCACAAGACCUGCGUUCAUAACCUAACAGGCACUAUUGCAGAGGAAAAGCCAGCACCAUGUGCACCUGAUGGAGCUUAUGGUCGACAUUGCAAGCAGAAUGGAACACAGUGCAGAGUUGGGUGGGAGGGCCCAAACGACGGCAUCACAAACUUCGACAACUUUGCCUUUGCCAUGUUAACGGUGUUCCAGUGUAUAACCAUGGAAGGCUGGACGGAUGUGCUGUACUGGAUGCAGGAUGCCAUGGGCUAUGAGCUGCCAUGGGUCUAUUUUGUCUCUCUUGUCAUCUUCGGCUCUUUUUUCGUUCUCAAUCUCGUUCUGGGAGUGUUGAGCGGAGAGUUUUCCAAGGAGAGAGAGAAGGCCAAGGCGCGCGGUGACUUCCAGAAACUCAGAGAAAAACAGCAACUGGAGGAAGACCUCAAGGGCUAUUUAGACUGGAUUACUCAAGCCGAAGACAUUGACCCAGAGAAUGAAGAGGAGGGCAUGGACGAUGAGAAACCCAGAAAUCUGAGCAUGCCAGCCAGCGAGAAUGAAUCAGUCAACACAGACAACGCCCCCGGGGGAGACGUAGAGGGUGAGACCUGCUGUACCCGGCUGGCAAUUAGGAUCUCCAAAUCCAAGUUCAGCCGCUACUCUCGGAGGUGGAACAGGCUGUGUCGAAGGAAAUGCCGGGCAGCAGUCAAAUCACAAGUUUUCUAUUGGCUGGUCAUUUUCCUGGUUUUCCUCAACACUCUGACCAUUGCCUCUGAACAUCACCAGCAGCCUCAGUGGCUAACUGAUGUACAAGACAUAGCCAAUAAGGUUUUGCUAGCACUCUUUACUGGAGAGAUGCUGUUGAAGAUGUACAGUCUGGGCCUGCAGGCCUACUUUGUUUCACUCUUCAAUCGGUUCGACAGCUUCGUAGUAUGUGGAGGGAUCCUUGAAACCAUUCUGGUGGAAACAAAAAUCAUGUCUCCUCUUGGCAUCUCUGUGUUACGUUGUGUACGCUUACUCCGAAUCUUCAAAAUAACCAGAUAUUGGAACUCUUUGUCCAACCUGGUGGCAUCCCUGCUGAACUCUGUCCGCUCCAUCGCUUCCCUGCUGCUCCUGCUGUUCCUCUUCAUCAUCAUCUUCUCCCUGCUGGGCAUGCAGCUGUUUGGGGGAAAAUUCAACUUUGACGAGACCAGACGAAGCACGUUUGACAACUUCCCCCAGUCUCUGCUCACUGUGUUUCAGAUCCUGACCGGAGAGGACUGGAACUCUGUGAUGUAUGAUGGUAUCAUGGCGUACGGUGGUCCAGCUUUUCCUGGCAUGCUAGUUUGCAUCUACUUCAUCAUCCUCUUCAUCUGCGGAAACUAUAUCCUGCUGAAUGUCUUCUUGGCCAUUGCUGUAGACAAUCUGGCAGACGCCGAGAGCCUGACAUCAGCCCAGAAAGAGGAAGAGGAGGAGAAGGAGAGGAAAAAACUGGCCAGGCUUGGCAGUCCAGAGAAGCGUCAUGAAAAUGAGAAGCCGCCUCUGGAAGAAGAGAAGAAGGAGAAAAUAGAGCUGAAGUCCAUUACUUCUGAUGGGGAGACCAACACUGCUACAAAGAUUAACAUGGAUGACUGCUGUGGGGAUGAGAGCGAAGAGAAGAAUCCAUAUCCCGCCAAUGAUUAUAUAGGAGAUGAAGACGAUGAUGAGCCAGAGAUGCCUGUGGGCCCGAGGCCACGGCCCCUCUCUGACAUUCAGCUGAAGGAGAAGGCUGUCCCCAUGCCUGAGGCCCGAGCUUUCUUUAUCUUCAGCCACACCAACAAGUUCAGGGUUCUCUGCCAUAAGGUCGUCAACCACAACAUCUUCACCAACCUCAUCCUCUUCUUCAUCCUGCUCAGCAGCAUCAGUCUAGCGGCAGAAGACCCUGUCAAAAAUGACUCCUUCAGAAAUAAGAUCCUGGGCUAUGCAGAUCAUGUGUUUACUGGACUCUUCACCAUCGAGAUCAUUCUUAAGAUGACAGCCUAUGGCGCCUUCCUCCACAAAGGUUCUUUCUGUAGAAACUAUUUUAACAUCCUGGACUUGGUGGUGGUCAGCGUGUCCCUCAUCUCCUCUGGAAUACACUUUUCGUUGCAUCAGCCUCCACAGUUUGUGUUUAAAAGUAAAGACUCUACUGAAAGCAGUUUAUGGUCCAGCGCAAUUAAUGUUGUAAAAAUCCUGAGAGUUCUGCGCGUGCUUAGACCACUGAGGGCCAUCAACAGAGCCAAAGGACUAAAGCAUGUAGUGCAGUGCGUGUUUGUGGCCAUCAGGACUAUUGGCAACAUCGUCAUCGUCACCACAUUACUCCAGUUCAUGUUCGCCUGUAUUGGAGUGCAACUCUUUAAGGGCAAGUUCUUCUACUGUACCGACAACUCUAAGCAGACUCAGGCAGAGUGCAGAGGUUCUUUCAUCACAUAUAAAGACGGGGAUGUGGGGAAGCCUGACAAAGCCCCAAGAGUGUGGGAGAACAGUGACUUUAACUUUGAUGAUGUUCUACAAGGCAUGAUGGCACUGUUUGCCGUGUCUACCUUCGAGGGAUGGCCAGGGUUACUGUACCGAGCCAUUGACUCUCAUGCUGAGGAUGUGGGGCCCAUUUACAACUACCGCGUGGUCAUUUCCAUCUUCUUUAUCAUCUACAUCAUCAUCAUUGCCUUCUUCAUGAUGAACAUUUUCGUCGGUUUCGUCAUCGUCACAUUCCAGGAACAAGGGGAGCAAGAAUAUAAGAACUGCGAGCUGGACAAAAACCAGCGUCAGUGCGUGGAGUACGCUCUAAAGGCUCGUCCGCUGCGUCGCUACAUCCCCAAGAACCCUUACCAGUACAAGGUGUGGUAUGUGGUCAACUCCACCUACUUUGAGUAUUUGAUGUUCACACUCAUCCUUCUCAACACCAUCUGUCUGGCCAUGCAGCAUCAUGGACAGACCAAAAAUUUCAAUGAUGCCAUGAACAUCCUCAACAUGCUCUUCACGGGACUUUUCACUGUUGAGAUGAUCCUUAAACUGAUCGCCUUCAAACCCAGGGGGUACUUUAGUGAUCCCUGGAAUGUGUUUGAUUUCCUCAUCGUAAUUGGCAGCAUAAUAGACGUCAUUCUCAGUGAAAUCAACCCGGCUGACUCCUCCUCGUCCUCGUCCUCGUCCUCUUCGUCCUCCUCUUCCUCCUCUUCCUCCUCUCACCCCCCUGUGGUAAGGCCAAUGGGACUGCAGAACUCUGAAGAGAACGCCAGGAUCUCCAUCACCUUCUUCCGGCUGUUCCGCGUGAUGAGGCUGGUGAAGCUGCUGUCUCGCGGGGAAGGGAUUCGGACCCUGCUGUGGACCUUCAUCAAAUCCUUCCAAGCUCUGCCCUACGUAGCUCUGCUUAUAGUGAUGCUGUUCUUCAUAUACGCCGUCAUUGGCAUGCAGAUGUUUGGUAAGAUAGCUCUGCGGGACCACAUGCAAAUCAACAGGAACAACAAUUUCCAGACAUUCCCUCAGGCGGUGCUGCUGCUCUUCAGAUGUGCAACAGGUGAGGCGUGGCAGGAGAUCAUGCUGGCGUGUUCACCCAAACAGCCGUGUGAGAAAGGAUCAACCAAUGAAAGCAGCUCGUCCAACGAGGACUGUGGCAGCCAGUUUGCCAUCAUUUAUUUUGUCAGCUUCUACAUGCUCUGUGCCUUCCUGAUCAUCAACUUGUUUGUGGCCGUCAUCAUGGACAACUUUGACUACCUGACGCGUGACUGGUCGAUCCUGGGGCCACAUCAUCUUGACGAGUUCAAGAGGAUCUGGGCUGAAUAUGACCCAGAAGCUAAGGGGAGAAUAAAACAUCUUGAUGUGGUGACUCUGCUCAGAAGAAUCCAGCCUCCCCUCGGGUUUGGAAAGCUCUGUCCACACAGGGUGGCUUGCAAGCGUCUGGUGUCGAUGAACAUGCCUCUGAACAGCGACGGAACAGUGAUGUUCAACGCCACACUGUUUGCCCUGGUCAGAACCGCACUCAGGAUAAAGACAGAAGGGAACUUGGAGCAGGCCAAUGAGGAACUGAGGGCAAUAGUGAAGAAGAUAUGGAAGAGAACCAGUAUGAAGCUCUUGGAUCAAGUAGUGCCCCCUGCUGGUGAUGACGAGGUAACAGUCGGGAAAUUCUACGCCACCUUCCUCAUCCAGGAAUAUUUCCGCAAGUUUAAGAAAAGGAAAGAACAAGGGCUGGUGGCCAAGGUGCCCCCCAAAACCGCACUCUCUCUGCAGGCGGGCCUGCGGACAUUGCACGACAUCGGUCCGGAGAUUAGGAGAGCCAUCUCCGGAGACCUAAAUGUGGAGGAGGAGCUGGAUAAAGGUGUAAAGGAGCCUGUGUCAGCGGCGUCAGAGGACGAUAUCUUCAGGCGCACAGGAGGGUUGUUUGGCAACCAUGUCAACUACUACAACCAGAGCGAUGGCCGUGGGUCCUUCCCGCAGUCUUUCACUACCCAGCGUCCCUUGCACAUCAGCCAAAAAGGGUCACCUUGUGAAGGCGAGAGCCCGUCUCAUGAGAAGCUCAUGGAUUCAACUACUUUCACCCCUUCCUCUUACUCCUCAUCAGACUCUAACGCCAACAUCAACAAUGCCAACAACACUGGCAUGGCCGGGGUGGCAACCCAGGGCAUCAGUCGAUUCCCGAGCCCAUCUAUAAGCACUGUGGAUGGGCACACGGGGCAGCCACUCACCCCCAUUCUGCUGCCAAGAUCUGCGUGGUGCUUUCCUCCAAAGAGGACGUGUUUUUAUGACAGCCUCAUGCGCUCAGACUCGUGUGACAGUCAUCUGCCAAUCAUCCGAAGAGGGGAGGGGUCAACAGAGGAGACAUACGACGAGAGCUAUGUUGAAGACAGGGUGUACCAUGAGGAUGACCACUCGCUCUCGUCUGACAUGCUGGUGUAUCAUGAUGACGCUUGUAAGCAGUUGACUCCCAUGGAGGAAGCGGAGGAAGUCGACGACAGAAGAGGAGGAGGGUGGCAGUCUCCCAGGAGGGUCUUCCUCUGUCCCACUUCUCUGGGGCGGAGAUCGUCCUUCCAUCUGGAGUGUCUCCGGAGACAGUCGAGGCCAGACGUCUCUCAGAAGACGGCUGUACCUUUACAUCUUGUACAUCAUCAGGCUCUGGCUGUAGCAGGGUUGAGUCCUCUGUUAAGACGGAGCCACUCACCGACCCUCUUCAGUCGGCUGUGCUCCACACCUCCAGCAAGUCCCACAGCUCAAUGCAGUGAUGCCUCCUACCAGCGAGUUCCCUCUCUGAGGCUAGAGGGCUCCAACUCCCAUGAAAAGCUCAAUACCAGCUUGCCCUCUGUCAAUUGUGGCCCAUGGUACAAUGACAGUAAUGGGAAUAGCCCGGUGCCCAGUCCUAGCCCCACCCCUAGCAUGCCAGCGUCCAGUCAAAGGGCACCGAGGCCGGUGUCGCUCACUGUGCCGUCGCUGUUGGGGAAAGACUCCAGCUCGCUGUGUCACGGCAGCGCAGGCAGUCUAGUGGAGGCAGUCCUAAUAUCAGAGGGCUUGGGUCAUUUUGCUCAGGACCCCUCGUUCAUUGAGGCGACCAAAGCGGAGCUGGCUGAUGCCUGCGACAUGACCAUCGAGGAGAUGGAGCACGCCGCCAACAAUAUUCUCAAUGGCACCUCGCCCACCAACGCCACAUCCAGCACCUCCUCCACCUCUCAGCACAGCCCUAACGGCAACGUCCUCCCCUUCCACACAACAGCAGCAGCAGCAUCAACGCACAGGGACCGAGUGGUCGGCUUGAGUCCUAGUGAAGGUGGGGGAGAAGCCACAGGAAGCAGAGGCUCCAUACACGGUCCCUCCUCUAUAGAGGAGCGGCAGGAGCUGCUAGCCAGAGAGAGAGAACCAGAAGAGGAGGAGGAAGAAGAGGAGGCAGGAGGGAGGGAAGAGGGGCACUACAGAGGCUCGCUUGUGAUCGGAGGAGCACGACAGAGGAACAGCGGGCUGUUGGAGGACGAGGAUAUGGAGUGUGUGACAAGCUUAUAGGAGUCAAGUUAAUGGGUUCGAUCGACGAACUGGCCCCUCUGACAUCAUCAGAGACUGAUGCUUGUCAGGUGCUGCUUACAGCACCGCGGCUGGCUCUGUCUGUCCCCACCCUUCACAUACACACACACACAUACAAACACACUCUGUCGCUCUGGAGAGUGGCGGCCAGUGAUGCAACCUUAAACACUUGGUUAUGACUCUGUUAGUCUAUGAGUUAGUAUAUGGAUGGAUGUUUGCUGUAAAAGCGAUAUACUCUACGAGCGUGUGCUUACGCACGUUUGUCAGUGUGAUCUAGGAUUUUUUUUCUAUCUGUGCGCGCAUGUGCGUGUGUUCUCCACACGUGUCUGAGUGUGUCUCUAAAGUGCCUCACAGUUUUAUCAUGUCCUCAGAGUGUUAAGCGCAGAAAAGUAGACACAAGCAAAAAAGAAAAAGAAAAGAGAUAAAGGGAAGUAUGACUGAAUGAAGGUAGACAAGAAACAACACAGCCAGGAAGUCCUUCCUAUGGUUCUCCUGCAGACAACAUAGAGUGUUUAAUGUUUUCAUUUCCUACGCCUACUUUGUGUUGUUGUUGUUUGUCUGGCCGCCAUGACACCAGGUAGGGGACAGCAGACCAGCUUUUGAAAGGGGUCAGUUUGGAUUACUGUCUGACCACACCCACUUGAGGUCAAAGGUCAACUCCUCCUCUUUGGUUCACUGAUGAUGAAGCGCUGUAUUGAGUAAAACAGGGAUGGAAAAAAAGCCCUGUUUGAAAUCUCAUUUCUCCUCCUCUUCCAAAGCUAAGGAACCAUGGAGCACAGCCCUGCCAGCCUGGAGGUGGGAUUGAGGUGACACACCACCUCCAGCCAAUGGGGGGGAAGGAUUUGAGGGAUGGUCCAACAGCCCCAAUAAGGCUGCAAUAGGGAUGGGGGGCCCAGGCAGAGGAAGACACUCUCUGGCCAACAGGAAGCUAGCCAGCUCUUUUUAUUUUUAUUCCACCGCUGGUCAGGAAAACUCCAGCGAGAGACAAACUUGAAUCGUCUGUCAACGUGAUCUGGCUCCGCCUCCUCCACCGGGUUUCCUUGUUUGGCCACACCCACUCGCUGCCCCGAACAGGAGCACUGGGUGGCUAAGCAGAGACAGCGAGCCCCCCCUUUCUGCCUCAUACCUCGCCGUUCCUCACUCCUUCCUCCCUCCUCUUUGGUUACUUCACCAUCCCUCUCCCUCCAUCGCUGAGUCUUUUUGCUUUGUCAGCCCUCGGGGAGGCGUGCGUUUGUCGAACGGGGCAACAAAGAUGGCGGGGUGCGCGGGAGAACGGGAGUGAGCGAUUGAAAUGAAAAACAGACUCUGACGUCAAUCAAAGACACUUCCUUCUCCAGGACCCUCCUCUUCCUCUCAGCGUGGAAUCCUACUGGAUUUGCUGCCACACACGAUUUCUACAGACCACGCCCACUAUGUAUUUAACAGUUCAAUAUUGUGCAAAACUGGCUAGCCAUGACUAUUUUUGUUUUAUAUUCAUGAUGUUAUUGGUUUAAUUUAUCCUUGAUUUGUUUGCACAAUCGGGGUGCUGGUCUUAUAAAUGUAUUUUUGCUCGGUUUAUUUUAGGAGAAUUUUAAGAGGUUUUAAGUAACGAAGCAGGGCGUAGUGUUUGUGUGCGAGUGCAUAACUAUAUUUGUGCGUGCGGAUGUGUGUCUGCGUUUUAGUACAGGAUGUAUGAAUGCGUGAGAUAGAGUGUGUAUAAAAAAUUGUG